Messenger RNA from Fusarium subglutinans, 789 nucleotides. Its product is annotated as TIP41-negatively regulates the TOR signaling pathway. The record is from RefSeq and is a predicted model, not a curated record. Bases 1 to 789 code for a protein of 262 amino acids. Gene Ontology annotation, biological process: TOR signaling. NCBI's taxonomy places the organism in Eukaryota, Fungi, Ascomycota, Sordariomycetes, Hypocreales, Nectriaceae. Gene Ontology annotation, cellular component: cytosol. The transcript is spliced from 2 exons.
AUGCAACGCAACCAUAUCUCAGACCCGAACGAACCGUUCCCUAAACCGCAGGCUCUCGCCUCUGCCACAACGACACACUCGCAAAGCAGAUUCCGUAUCUCGACCCGCAAGCUACCCAUCUCCAAAGCCGGUACCAUCGAUGCACUCACCGAAAAGAUUGGCAUUCCGAUGCCGGAGAUGAUAUUUGGCGAAAACGUCGUCGGAAUUGAACAUGUGCCCUCAGGCUGGUCCCUGAGUUUCAACACUCCAGAUGCGCUUGACGCCGUCGACAAGACAGAUCGCCACAUGCUCAAGGUUGCAUAUGCCCGAGACUGGGAGAGCACCCGAGAAGGCACCACACAGGGUAUAAAGGAAGUUGUGAAGCCUUAUGACUGGAGCUACUCGACGACAUAUACUGGUAGCAUCGAAGCCUCGACUUUGCAGUUUGCGCCCACCGACAAGGUGAUCCCUAUUGAGCUCCUGAAGCGUCGAGACCCCAUCCUGUUCUUUGACGAAGUUAUGCUGUAUGAGAGUGAGCUGGACGACAACGGCAUUUCAAUCUUUAGCGUCAAAGUUCGCGUGCACGAGAAGCGCAUGCUUUUGUUGUGUCGGUUGUUCAUGCGCCUGGAUAAUGUUGUCCUGCGGAUACGUGACACCAGGGUCUAUGUCGAUUUUGAGACUGAUGAUGUUAUUCGCGAAUACUCGGCGCAAGAAGAGACCUACGAGAACGUCAAGAGGACCAUCGGGCAGAAGCUCUCAACCCAAGUGCAUGAGGACCGAUCAGGACAGGAGAAGAAGAACACCAAGUAA